Molecule: messenger RNA, 17561 nt
Organism: Lymnaea stagnalis (great pond snail)
Lineage: Eukaryota; Metazoa; Mollusca; Gastropoda; Lymnaeidae
Source: the annotation of a GenBank genome assembly
CUGGCAUCUUGUCUCCUACGAGAUCACAAACAAUUCCGUCUACUUCCGUUUGGAGUCCAGCAUUUAUGAUGAUAUUGAACUGUUAAGAUUUAAAUGGCGUAAUUUCGAAGAAAAAUAAUUAAUUCAGCUGUGAUGAACAUAUAAGAAUUAUAACAAGGAAAAUGUCAAACUUUAGUAACACCGUUCUUGCUGAAAUUGAUUGGGAUGAAGGUUUAUCUAUGCCCGUGGCUAAUACUGAAAAUAAAAAGCUUGAAAAUGAGGUAAUUUUAAAUGAAACUGACUGUAACUUCAUGUGCAUAACAAUUAAUGAUAACAUUUUGAAUUAAUGGUUAUUCAUUUAACAAGAAUGUUUAACAAUUAACAUUUCACCAGGAGAAUUGAUUUAUAACUUAGUAGGGAUUUGGACCAUCAACUUCUUUAAAAAGUUAAGAGUAAGAGUAAGAGUGUUAAAAUUAAAAAGCUAGUGUAACUAUAUUUAAUAUAUAAUAUAGGCAUAUAUUAUAAUAUUAUAACAAUAUAUAUGCCAUAAGCCUAUAAUUAUUAUAUAUUCUUUUCAUAAGAUCCAGGUAUAAAAAUCCCACAAACUUAUGUCCUAAAUGUAAAUGUAUUCCUAAACCUAACCUGAACCCUAAAAUGUAUCCCUAAACCUAACCUGAACCCUAAAAUGUAUCCCUAAACCUAACUUGGACCCUAAAUGUAUCCCUAAACCUAACCUGAACCCGAAUUCACGGAAACUUUAAUAAACAUGCAAAUGAUGUCAGGGUAAAAAUUUUCUUUUAGAAUCAGUAGGCCUAUAGUAUAAGUUUUUUAAAAAAGAAUGUAUAAUGUAUGUAGCAUGUCAUUUUAUGCUAACCUGAAUGACCUAACACUUAAUUUAUGACAAAUAUCAAAUUUAUUUUCUUAGGUUCAGCAAAAACAGACUCAAGUUGUUGUCUGCCAGAAUGAACUGUCGGAACAUGAUGACCGCAUCCGAGCUAUGUUGGAACAUCUCAAGAAUGUCCGCCAAGAACUUCAGCAUACACAAGUGAGAAAAUUAUAGCCUACUUUCAUAAUAAUUUAUAGGCUUACAAAUGGGAGGAUGGGGAAGCCAGCAGGAGGUGCUCUUGGAAACUCAUCUAUAAAUGUAUAAAAUGUAAAAAUUGAAAAGAUAAUUAUAAUAAUAUUAUUAUCUAUGUGGUGGGCAGCAGAUAGCUUGAAGUAUUUACUCCCUACUUUAAUUUAUAUAAUUUCAUGAUUGUUAUUUCUGAGGUAUAAAGUAAAACAAAAAACCAAAUGUAUGUAUUUAGAUUAAGAGACACAUACAAUUUGUGUAAAUAAAACAAUAUAUGUUAAGCUUUAAUUAUGAUUAGUUAAAAAAACAAAAAAAUCAAUCGUUUUGACUAAUGCCUUCAUCAACAAAAGACAUUAAUAUAAUUAUAAAUUAAAAUUACAUCAUAAUCAUAUAUGUAUAUCUUCAUCAUCAUCAUCAUCGCCUGUCGUCCCGUCUGGGGCAUAGGCCACAAACAAAGGCUCUCCAGGCAUCCCGGUCUUGGGCAAGUCUCUCCAACUGUCCCCAGUUGUGCCCACUCUUUUUGAUGUCUGCCUCCAGUUCCCUUCUCCAAGUUGUUUUGGGUCGACCUCUUUUUCUCUUACCCUGAUGUAUAUCUUACCUCUACCUAAAAAAGGAAAUUAGAGAAAAGAAUAAGGAUAGGCACAAGUCCCUAACGAGAACAAAGAUAAGAAAAAUGGAAAGAAUAUUUAUUUGAGUUAAUUUGAAUUUUUCUUAAAAUUUAGGCCCUGGUUGCCGCAAGACAAAAGGAAGCAGAAACUGAGGAGCAUCUCCUUAGGAUAGCAGAAAGAGAGGAAGGCAGGCUCAAACAAGAAGUUGUCCGACUCAAUAAAGAAAAAGAUGAGCUCAAAGAAAAAAAGAACACUUAUGAGGUUUUGACUCAAUUUCUAAUGAUAAAUUUAAAAAAAUAAUUUUAAUACAUUUUUUUUGUGUGUAUUUGGAUUGUUUCCUCAUCACAAGUGCUAAUGAAAAUUAAUCUGAGUUUUUUUCCUAAACAGUUGUUUUAAGUUUUUUAUCCUGAAGUCAGUUAAUUAAAUGCUUUGUAAUUACAUUUUGUUUAAAAAGUUAAAAUUAAAAUUCAGAUCACAAUGAUCAAAACCUACCUCUUAAAACAGCUUGCUUCUCUUUUAAUUUAAAAAGAAUCAGCUUUUUUUUCAAAAAAAAAAGCAACCAAUCUUUAACCCUAAUUGUAAAUUAACAUAAACAUUACCUUCUUUUUUUAGAACAAUGUUUUCAAGCAAACGCAAAAACUGGAAGAACUUAAAUCUCAAAUGAACUGGGACCAACAAGCUCUCGAGGCUUGGCUUGAGGAAUCUGCCCGCAAAGAUGAGGAUGCUAUGACUAUUCAGAAGUAUACCAGACAAGAUGAGAGUAAAAUCAAGGUAUAGAUGACAAAAGUAAUAUCUGAAGUUUGAAAACGGCUGUGUUUACAAUGGAGCCAUGUUUUUAGGUUAUGUUAAACACAUGAAAAUAUAUAUAUAUAUUUUUAAAGGUGAUAGACUCAAAAAAAUUGUACCACUCAAGUAUUAUUAUUAUCUUGUUAUGAUUUUUUAAAACCUUGAUCCACUAACAGGAGCUAUCACUGCGCAUGGAAAAACUUAUGAACAAAGCUCAAAAGAAACGGAGCCAUCUGCAUAAUGAGAUGACUAACACUACAUCUGCUCAAGUAAGCCUUUAUUAAUUGUUUCUUCUUUACUAAAAGUGUUUCUAAAUGUGUUUAAAUAACUAGGGUCAAAUAUGCCAUUGUUAAUUUUGGGAUUCAUUGAAAGGAAAAAAAAUUUACAUGACAAAUUGCAUACUUGACCACUAUCGGGAUUUUGCCACUGUUUAGCUGGUCAGUUUUUAAACUUGACCACUGUUAAACUGGUCUGCCUUUUAAACUGGACUGCCGUUAAACUGUACCACCGUUAAACUAGACUUCUGUUUAGCUAUACCACUCUGGAACUUAAUUUUCAUGACUUGAUGCCUACUAAAACUACAUUACCCAUUCCCUUAAUCUCCCUCACUGUCUUGAUGAUUUCUUUCCCUGUCCCAGAUCGAACUAGACAAGAUUGCAGAGGACUUCAGGAAAGCUCACGUAGAGAGGGAGCAGCUUCUGUCUCAGUGGGAGAGCACAAUUGAGCAGAUGCAGAAGAGGGACAGAGACAUGGACAUUUUAGCAUCUGUAAGUUAUUUUCAUGUUUCAUGUUUUGACCCAUGGGUUGCCGUCAUGUCAUGUUUUGACCCAUGGGUUGCCAUCAUGUCAUGUUUUGACCCAUGGGUUGCCGUCAUGUCAUGUUUUGACCACUGGGUUGCCAUCAUGUCAUGUUUUGACCCAUGGAUUGCCGUCAUGUUCAUGUCUUGACCUAUGGGUUACCGACAUGUCAUGUUUUGACCCAUGGGUUGCCGUCAUGUCAUGUUUUGACCCAUGGGUUGCCAUCAUGUCAUGUUUUGACCCAUGCGCUCAUGUGUUGACCCGUGGAUUGCCGUUAGGUUCAUGUCUUGACCUAUGGGUUACCGACAUGUCAUGUUUUGACCCAUGGGUUGCCGUCAUGUCAUGUUUUGACCCAUGGGUUGCCAUCAUGUCAUGUUUUGACCCAUGGGCUACCAUCAUGUCAUGUUUUGACCCAUGGGUUACCAUCAUGUCAUGUUUUGACCCAUGGGCUACCAAUACCAUCAUGUCAUGUUUUGAUCCAUGGGCUACCAUCAUGUCAUGUUUUGAUCCAUGGGCUACCAUCAUGUCAUGUUUUGACCCAUGGGCUACCAUCAUGUUAUGUUUUGACCCAUGGGCUACCAUCAUGUCAUGUUUCGACCCAAGGGCUACCAUCAUGUCAUGUUUUGACCCAUGGGUUACCAUCAUGUCAUCUUGUGACCGAUGGGCUACCAUCAUGUCAUGUUUUGACCCAUGGGCUACCAUCAUGUUAUGUUUUGACCCAAGGGCUACCAUCAUGUCAUGUUUUGACCUAUGAGUUACCAUCAUCAAGUAGUUUUAUUUGACUUGUCAAGAGUACAACUGAUGUCACCACUAAAUGUUGGACAGAAAAAUUUGGCCAGGGUCAUGCACCAAUCCAAGGAAGGGCAAAAGGAGACACUGAAAGAUUUUAGAUUGAAAGGGAUGAAGAAAGUAUUGGAGAAAAGAGGGUGCACUUGGGAGGUAUAAAAUGACUUGGUCACUUGGAUACAAAAAAACGUAGUAUUCUGCUACAUGAAAGAAUGUAGGUAGUUGCGCCAAAGUGGAAGAUAGCAUAAAAUGCUGUCUUUGAACAAUCUUUAUUUAUUCUUGGUUAAUAUGAUAUUGUUGACAUAGAUAUAAAGUCCAAAUCUUACCCUUAGACAUAAUUGUGAAGUCCAAAUCUUUACCCUUAGACAUAAUUGUGAAGUCCAAAUAUUUACCCGCAGGCCUAAAUUGUAAUGUCCGAGUCUUACCUUUAUACCUAAUUGUAAUGUCUAAAUGUUUACUUUUACUUCCCAGAAAUUAGCUACAAUAAAACAGGACACUCGUCGACAUGAAGAAAUGAUCAGUGAAAAACGUCAGUUCUUGGAGCAGGAAAUUGAGAACAAUGUAGAACAGGAGAAGAAAAUAUCUGUAGCUGAGAGGAUAAGUGCCCGAACCAGACACGAGUUGCAGGAGCUGGAACUCAAGAAACAACAGUUUGAGAAUGAGGUGAGUGCCUUGGGGAGUCUGUGCCCAGUGUGGUUAAGAUAAUAUGUUACUUUUGCUCUUACACAGGAUAGUGGGUCUAAUAGGUUGAUGGCCCUGAGAGAUAGUUGGUUUGACAGGCUGGUGGAUCUGAGAUAGUCUUAGGUUUGACAGAGUGGUGAAUCUGAGAUAGUCUUUGGUUUUAUAGGGUGGUGGAUCUGAGGUAGUCUUUGGUUUUGACAGGUUGGUGGAGCUGAGUGGUUAGACAGGUGGUGGAUCUGAGAUAGUCUUUGAUUUGAAAGCAUGGUGGAUCUGAGAUAUUCUUUACUUUGACAUUGUUGGAUCUGAGAUAGUCUUAGGUUUUGACAGGUUGGUGGAGCUGAGUGAUUUGACAGGUUGGUGGAUUUAGGAAUGUUUGUUUUGACAGUGUGGUUGAUCUGAGUUAGUCUUAGGUUUAAUAGGGUGGUGGAUCCAAGAUAGUCUUUGGUUUGACAGGGUGACAAGUCUUGAGUAAAAAUACCCACAGGGCAGUGUUUCACCUUCCGAUUUAAAAAUUUUUAACUUAAGAUUUCAUAUUCCAAAAUUUGAUCUAUGGUCAACACAAAGUAUCUUAAAGUAAUUGAAAUGUUAUUUGUUUAUCAUAAUCCAGCUUUCUACACUGAAACGUACUGUGGACAGAACUGCACUGGACUUGGAAGUUAGCCGUACAGCAGUGAACCAUUUAAAGAAAGAAGCUGUGGACAAGAAUAAUAAGUACUUAUUCACUGAUCACAUAAUGCCAUUAGUUGAAAAUCUGAUAAAAAUUAUAAAGAUGCAUACAGUAAAUAAUAAUCUGAAAAGAAAAUUGAACAGAAUAAGGGAUGGUUGCCGAAGAUAAUAAAAGUAAUUAAUUGAUGGAAAAAACAUGAAGAAAUAAUUGUGUAAUUGUUACUGUUGAUGCUCGUUCUAUAGUCCAUAAGCAGACCCCUUUAGUUUUGGACAGCAAAAACCCUGAAAAUUGUACAAGCCUGCGGACAAGCCGACCCCAUAAAAUAAUAGUCUAUUGUAAGCAAUACUGUACCAAAAAAUAUCUAGGAUGAGUUUAUGCUGGUGCUAGAAACAACUGAAUAGUGGCGCCAUCUACUUCCAGGAUCUUUGUUUUUUCAUGCUUCUGGUAACAUAUCUGAAUCUUGUAGAGCAUAUGUAGACAAGGACUUCUGGGAUCCACAAGAAAAAUGUCAUUAAUCAAUGUAACUGGAGAAAAUUUGAAUAGUCUCCUAUGACCCGCUCAUUAGGCGACAGCUUCACUUAUUCCCCUGUAAUAUUUUUUUUUUUAAAUGCCUGAGAACGAGUAUAUAUGGUAAUCUGAAUGCAAACAGAGCGCUACUUAUUAUUUACUUCCAAAUAAGUUUUGAAUUAGAUUAAUUGACAUCAUAAACAACUAGUAAUAUUUUGUAAAAUUUUCCUGUAAAAUUUAUUAUUUUCUCAUUAAUCCCAUCUUGAUGAUAUCAAAUAUUCCUACAGGCUCACCCAGACAACGUCCACACGGCUGAUGUUAGUGGAGACUCUAAAACAGGCAGUGGAGGCAACUCUAAGUGCAGAGGACCAGGCCACGAAGAUGGAGCAGAUCUUGAAUUUGGAAGAGAAAAGACAAGAACAGAUGAGAUUUGACCUGAAGUUCCUGGAAGAAGUUCUGUACCGUAAGGGGAAAGAGCUGAACGAAGCUAAAGCUGUGGAGAAGAUGACUGAGGCUUCAAUCAAUGUGAGCUGUGAAUUCUGUUUGUUCAUUUCCUAUCUUGAUUUAAGAUAAAAUAAGAUAAGAUAAGUUACACUAAUAAAAGAUAAGACAUAAUACAUUAAGAUAAGAUAAACUUAGAUAAGAUACACUUAGAUAAGAUUCAAAUAAAUGGACAUGUUUUUUUAAAUAUCAAGUUAAAUAUUUAAUAUAAUAUUCUUACAAAGACAAACAUUUUAAAACUAGAACAAUUUAAACACAAGACAUCUAAAGUAAUUCUCAAGUGCUAAAAUCAGCCAUCAUAUGGGCCUAAUACUUUAUAUCAUCAUCUUAUUUUAUUUUUUAUUAUGCUCUAUAUUCUCUAUGUGUUGUUUUUUUUUUCAAUUUUUUUCCUGUAUUAAACUGUUACAAACUUUUCCAGGGGGCACAAAAUGCCAUCAAGAAUCUGAACAGUAAGAUUCACCGCCUGGACUCCGAUGCCCUGAAACAACAAGAGAUUCUUUACAGCCAGGUUAGAGGCUAAGUCAUCUCAUUGAGGGAGCAAUUUUAUCAUCAGUAAUGGUGGUGUUUAAGGGCGGGGUGGGGGGGGGCUUAAGGGGGGUGGGUAUACAACGACGACAUUUGUUAUACAUAAACACCAUAAACAAUUGAAGAUAAUAUGAGACAAAGGGAUGCUUGGGGGGUUCUCAAACUUUUGUGUUAUUUUAUUAACAUUAUACUUCAUUUCUAUUAGCUGAAACAGUAAUAAAUAGUUUCAUACCCGCUAAUACUCAUAGCUGAAACAGUAAUAAAUAGUUUCAUACCCGCUAAUGCUAAUAGCUCACUACAUGCACACUAGCACUAAGAGCUCAAACAUUUACAAAUAGUUGAAAAAUAAACACAUUUCAACUGAAAGAUUUCAACUGCCCUCAGCUCCUUCGUGGAAUUAAUGAGAGGAAAAAAAAAAAGAAGAGUUGUCCUUGUUUGAAAAUCUCAAGAACAAUUAUUUGUUAAGCAUCUGGCAAAUAUUUCAUCCCAUAAUCUGAUUGAUCACGCCGCCAUUCUCCCCUCCUCCCCAGGACUUUAACCUGCAGCAACUGGAGCGGCGUGUGAUCCGCAUGCAGGGCGAGCACAACACUGAGCAGAAGACAAUACUGGAGGCCAAGUGUAAACAACUAAUUGUCGACCUGGACAGUGAGAACCAGACAUACAACAUGAUCAGUACACAACUGAAACGUCUUCAGGUAAACUGAUAUGUCUUCAGGUAAACUGAUAUGUCUCCAGGUAAACUAAAUGUCUCCAGGUAAAUUGAUAUGUCCCCAGGUGAACUAAAAUGUCUAUGGGUAGACUAAAAUGUCUUCGGGUAAACUAAAAUGUCUUCAGGUAACUAAAAUGUCUUCAGGUAAAUUGAUAUGGGUAUUUAACAGUUGACAUAGAUAAAAGUGUACGUGGUUAUGCACUCCUUCUGUCAUAUGUUGGUUCAUAUCUUUACUCUUCAAUUCAAAUACUUUCAUGGAGUUAUAUGCUUAUUUUAUCCUUUAUCGCCUUAUCGUUAAACAAUUUAAUGUAGCGAUUAAAGGCUCACACAGUCUUGGGUUUCCAGAUAGGCAGAGUAGGCAGGGUCCUAGUGUGGCAAGGCAGAGGAGGCAGGGUCCUAGUGUGACAAGGCAGAAUAGGCAGGGGCAUAGUGUGACAAGGCAGAAUAGGCAGGGUCCUAGUGUGACAGAUUACAAAGUUGGGGUGGGGUGUCUUUUUUCUUUAUUUUUAAACCUGACAAGUCAACCUACACAAUAGUUACUGAACAUAAACAUGAGCCUAAUCAAAUCUCACUAAACUGUCUUGGCGCAGCAAAAAGUUAGUCAUAGUAGCUUACACCUCACUUAAACAAACAAUUUUUUUUUUUUUAAAUGGUACUGAGCUUAUCAAAUAAUAAUAUGAUUGUAGUUGUAAUAGGAUGAUGUUGUUUUAUGUUGUGACAGGAGGAUAUUUUUAAGGUUGUUUCAUGAUGAUAUUUUUGUUUGUUCUAACAUAUCCUAAUUGUUGUAUGCUGCAAUAUGAUGAUCAUGUAUUUUAUAACAGAGAUAUUGUUGUGUGCUGUGAAAUUAAAAUAUCAUAUGUUGUGACAUGAUCAUUCUGUUGCAUGUUGUGGGAGAAUGUGAUUGCAGUUUGUUGUAACUGAACAUUGUUGUAUGUUGUAACAGGAUGACAUCCGUAGAUCCAAAAGACAGCUGGAGGCCACCAGUGCUGAGAAACAAGAUUUGGACAUCAAAAUAGUGGAGCUGAACCUUUACAAUGACAACUCAGAGGUGGAAUUGAAGAAAGAGACAAAGAACAAGCAGGUAAGUGUCUUUACAUCUAGAAAUAAUGACGGGAUAUGAGAACAGUGGGCCUGUACUCCAACCUGCGUCCAUUUUAGCAGUUCAUUGGCCAAAUAUAAAAAAGAAAUAAGAAAUGUGCCUUCAAAAAGAAAUUACAGAAUCAGAAAUUUUCUUGCCCUGUAGCUCAUCAUACUUUGGGAUUAUAUUUAUUUUUAUUGAAUAUUUGUUAAACAUAUGGUUUACAUAUAUAAAUAUAUAUAUAUAUAUAUAUAUAUAGUCUGCCUCCAAAAAAAAAAAUGCUGGCUCCAUGUAAUACUUUCUGUAACUCUCCUAUGUACUCUACCUUCAAUUUUUUCUUUAUUUUUCCAUUCCCUGCAACUCUCCUUUGUUUAAUUCUCCAAUGAAAUAAAAUUGGGUGUUGAUUUGUUCAAAUGUCAGAAUGCCAUGGUGGAUGAGAAUCUACUGAAACUUGAGAUCCGAAAACUACGGGAUCUGCUCAACUCACGCGCUGAUGAUGUCAUGUCCAUGGAGAAGAGGAAGCUCCAACUUGAUACAGUUAGUGUUUUUUGUGUGUUGCUUUUACAUUUAUUUAACAAUAUAAUUUGUUUAUGGCGUGUUGCAUUGUCCAGAGCUGUGUCUCUCCAGCAAGGAGCAGAGUGAUGAUCAGUCUUAUAGAGCUUGCUGGGAGCUCAUAAAGCAGAAGGAGAUAAUGCAGAAGCUAGACACCAUUUAUCUUUAAGCUAGGGUCUAAAGAUUUUCAAAUGCAGUAAAAAUUAAUUGUUGAAAUGUUAAAAAAAUAAAUGCUCUGCUCUUGAAAAAUAUAAAAUAAAAUUUACUGACACUUGGAAUACACCAGUCAAUAAGAUGACUUUAAAAUUCAUGUUUUCUUGUGUCUUUGAGGCUUACAAAAUUCUCAGAGUAACUUGUUUUACAAAUAAAUAAAGCUUUUCUAACAUAUAUGCAAAAGCCAAAUGGUAAAAUCUUUUAAAGAAAUCUUAUUGUGGAUUUCCAUUCCCAGUUAUAAAUCAAGGUAAAACUAACUCAUGCAUGCCAACCUGUGAGAUUAAAAUUUGUACUGGUACAAAAAGUUUAAAAAAACUGUACAACAUGAACAACUGUAUGGAAAAAAUGUAAAAAGUGUAAUUUAUAACUAAGACGAUGAAUUUGAUAGCAAUUUAGAUGUAGGUAAACAUAAUUCAUUGGAUAAAUAUGCUAGUAUUGCUAGCUGUAGUAAUACAGAUUCCUGUAUUUAAAUUAUCGAAGUAAAACAACGUCAGAACAGAUAUUGACCGAGUUAUUGAAUUUAUUUUACCGUACCAACUUACAACCUCUUUUUUCACUAUACAUGUGGAAAAUGUCAUGGUGAUAGAAGUUUUUUUUUUUAAAAACCCCUAUGGGGCAUGUGGAUAUAAAAGGUUAAUUGGAAGUUCCCAGAUGGAGUAAAAUAAUAAAAACAAAAAUAAUAUAUUAUAUAAUAUAAUAUACUGUACAAUGCUCUGAUUUUUUUGUCUCCAAAUAACAUAUACUUGGGCCAUAUACUAAACAAAAUCCCAACUCCGUUCAGUUUUAGAAAUCAAUAGCGUGUUAAUCUUAGCCAUGCCCUAGUCAUAAAUAGGAAUAAUGACUAAUACUAGUUGUUGACAGUAAUAUUAAAUAUAUUUAAUUACUUAUCAGAAGUUAAAAGAACACUUAACAACUCUGCAGUUUGUGUUAAGAAUUCAAAGAACGGAUAUGUAAUUAUUUGUAUUGAUGGUUUACUACCCAAAAUAGCCACUACAGCACUGUGCCGUCUUAGUAUUAACGAAUGAUAUCAAUGAAACAGCGCUCAGUUUAAAAAUGUAGAUGCCCUGCCAGUCUGCAAUGGGGUCUUUUUGAAUGGACCAAGAGGAUUUAAGCCUCCUGUCAUCCAACGUUGCACCAUUUAUUGCACCGCCAGCUUUGAAGGUGUGUCUUGUGGGAACAUUUUUUUCUUUUCUAAAUCCAGCGGAAAACCAUCCGAAGGCUUGUACGGCCUUACAACUCCACAAACAUGCUUGAAAACUGCACAAAUUGGGGUAAACUGUACAGUUGGCUUGCAUGACUGGUUUAGUUACAGCAAUUUAUCAUCAGCAUCCAAAGUGGUUACAGUUGGCUUGCAUGACUGGUUUAGUUACAGCAAUUUAUCAUCAGCAUCCAAAGUGGUUACAGUGUAAAACGUUUUCCUCUCUGUCAUAUGUUUAAUCAUGUUUGAGAGGUUCAUGUGGAACAUUACUUACUUCUGAAUGCACUUGUUUUAUUUCACUGUUUUUAAAAUUUACACACAAAUAUCAGUCCACUCUUGCAAAGAUGGAGGGAGGUUGUUGUUGAGCCUUCUCGUCCGUGAGGGGCAUCCACCGAUCAUCGUCGGCGUCUGCGGUUCCUCCAAGGGCAUAGGCCACCUACGAGAGACCUCCAGGCAUCUCUAUCCUGGGCCAGCUUCUCCAGGAUCUUCCAUUCAUGGCCAAUUUUCUUGAUGUCUGUCUCCAAUUCUCGGCGCCAAGUGUUUCUUGGACGGCCUCUUUUCCGCUUACCCUGUGGGUUCCAUUUCAGGGCUUGCUUUGUUGUGUUAGAAGCAGGUUUUCUUAGUGUAUGACCAAUCCACCUCCACCGCUUCUGGAGAAUCUCUUCCUCAAUGGGUUUCUGUUUUGUCCGCUGCCACAGUUCCUGGUUGCUGAUUUUGUCUGGCCAGUGAAUUCUGAGAAUCCUUCUUAGACAGUUGUUGAUGAAGGACUGGAUUCUGGUCAGGUUUAUUCUUCCUCAAUGGGUUUCUGUUUUGUCCGCUGCCACAGUUCCUGGUUGCUGAUUUUGUCUGGCCAGUGAAUUCUGAGAAUCCUUCUUAGACAGUUGUUGAUGAAGGACUGGAUUCUGGUCAGGUUUACGGCCGUUGUUCUCCAUGUCUCGGCUCCAUAUAGCAGCACAGGUUUUACCAUAGCGUUAAAAAUCCUUACUUUUAACUUGCUGCCUAAGUUGUUAGAGACCCAAAAGAUGGAGGGAGGCUAACAAUAUAUAAGUUUAAAAUUUUUAAAAUUUGCAAUGAUAAAGCUAUUAAUAAAAAAGAGAAAAUUUUAAAAGUUAUUAAUGUGAAAGUUAUCGUUGCUAAAGUUAUCAGUGUAAAAAGUUAACAAUUUUAAAGUUAACAAUGUCAAACUACGUUACGCAUCUCUUGUCAAGGCCAUGAAGGAGAGACACGAGGAGAUCAAGAUCCACAAGGAGAUGCUGUCUGCACAGAUCAAGGCCACGGAUGAGGAGAGGCAGCAGAUCAGUGCUGAACUACAUGAGAGGAUAUCAAAGAUUGACAAGCUCAAGAAAAGGUCUGGUCAUCUGUCUUACGUUUAAGGUUUUUGUGGGCUCCAUGAUAAAAAUAUUUUAGACAUUUUAACUACAACUUGUUUAGGCCUAUUUAUAACUUUCAUAUGUAAAUGGAUUUAGUUUGUUGUCAUCUCUCUAUAUGAUUUGUUUCCUUUGAGAAUUGACCAACUAACCAACGCAAUGCUUCACAGGUAUGAAAUUUUGAUAGUUUCUAUGUCAGCCCCAGUCGGAGAGGAAGAGAAGUCACAAGCAUAUUAUGUCAUAAAAGCAGCUCAGGAGAAAGAGGAACUACAGGUAAGAAAACAAAAUCAUUACAUCUUGUUAGGUAAGACAAUAAAAUCAUUAGAAAUGAGAAAAUUGUUAUUUUUGAGUUUUAAAACAUUGACACAAUGUUUUAGCUAUAUAUGUUAUAUAAUAUAAAUUUAAAACUCUAAAAUUAUUUAACUAAUUUCUAUAAAAUGAUUUGAUGGAACUAAAAAUGUAACAUAAGCUCUGAGUGUAAAGUUAAAUAAACAAAUUUGUUGUGACUUGCCAGAGAGAGGGAGAUGGGCUCGACGCAAAGAUCAGGAAAGCUGAGAAGGAGAUCCGAGCUUUGGAGAACACGUUGAAACUGAUGAACGGACGAAAUGAACAAUACAGGAAGAGCUUCAACAAAAUCACGGAAACAAGUGAGGCGGGUUCUUGUUGAAAUCAUUUGUUUCCCAAAGCAAUUUUCAUUGAAGGAAGAACUAAAAACUAGGAUUCUGGUUAAUAAUUUGGAAAAUAACUAUGUGUUUGUUUUGAAGUUUUAAAAAAUCGUUUAGAUCAUUUUUGUUGGUUGAUUUAUACUGAUCUCAUUGUUGCACUUGGAUAAUUCUUUUGUUUGCAUCAUACCAAAGGUGACGAGAUGGAUGAGAAAAGACAGCUGGACGAACAGAUGAGAGCAGUGAUGGAUAAAUACAAGUAUAAGCGACGACAGAUACGAGAGCUGCAGGACGACUUGCAUGUAAUAAGUAGUCUCCCCUUGAUAUUUUACCACUAAACUUGUAUUUGUGGGUGAAAUCUCAAAAUACUCCUUUAUACAUAUAUCUGUGUCAUUUUGACCACUGGUCAGUUCCCAUCUGUUUGACUUUUUCAGACCAUGAGUAUGACACUGGACACUUUGACAAGGGAUGAAGACGCUUAUGUGGCUAUGAUUGAAGACAAGAAGGUAAGAGGUAUUGUCUUACAAAAAUAUGCAGGUUAUUAAAUUUGAUUCCUAUGAUUAACUACAUUAUGUCUUAUCUUGGUAUGGCUGUGUUCCGAAUGGGUGGGUACUACUAUUACUAUAUGAUGUAUAAGUUAGUGCACCUGUGCAAUAGCUGGCUUGGUAUGGCACUACGAAGGUUAGGUUAGCAUGGCUGUGUACUGGGUACUACUAUAUGCUGAGUAAGGUAAUACAAAGUUGUGAUAGCUAGGUUGGUAUGGCUGUGUGCUAGCUAGGUUGGUAUGGCUGCGUGCUAGCUAUGUUGAUAUGGCUGUGUGCUGGCUAGGUUGGUAUGGCUGUGUGCUUUCUAGGUUGGUAUGGCAAUGUGAAUGUGAUGGCUAGGUUAUUAUGGCUGAGUGAUAGCUAGGUUAAUAUGGCAAUGUGAUGACUAGGUUAGUAUGGCUGUGUGAUAGUGAUAGCUAGGUUAAUAUGGCAAUGUUAUGACUAGGUUAUUAUGGCUGUGUUAUAGCUAGGUUAAUAUGGCAGUUAUGACUAGGUUAUUAUGGUUGUGUGAUAGCUAGGUUGGUAUUGCUGUUCGCUCAGUGACUGGGUAAUGGUUUACGCUGGCUAGUUUGUAUCUAGACUAGCCAGUCCCACAUGACUGGAACUUACAAUAGCUUGUUUUUUUUAUUCCAGAACAAAAUCAAUCAGUUAAAUAAAGAGAUUGAAGAUCAGAGAGCUAAGCUUGAACGAGUAGCAAAACAGGUUAGAAUGAAACAACACAUUUUUUUUUUAUUCUUGCGCUCCACAAACAUUUUUUAUUUAUUUUAAAGUUAAAAAAAAAAUUAAAUUCCAUGUUCAUUAUUUUACUUUUCUUUAAAUAAUUUAAAAAGAAGAAUUUAAGAUUCCUUUACACAUAUGUAUAAUGUAUAUAUAGAGAUGUUAUAUUUGUAUCUACUUAUUAGAAUAUCCGACUGUCAAAGGAAGUGAGAGCUGCCAAGAGAGCCAAAGAGGAACUGCCUGAAGAGGUGGGAGAGCUUUUUUGUCUGGAAAAGAUUCCAAUUUUAAAUUUCUAACUGUAUCUUGUGAUCAAUCUGUUCCUAUGGCUUAGGUUGCUGUUUCUGUAUGUGUGUGGGGGGUGGAAGAAUGGUGGGUGUCUGAAUUUAUUACUGAAUGCGGAGCGUGUUUUAAAACAUAGUAUUUUUAAUCUGCAAUUACUUAACUAUUUUAUUUAUUUGAAAAAAAAUUGUACUCUGUAUAAGAGAAAAAUCUUUAUGAUAUAUGUGACUAUUGAGUUAUCUUUCAGUUAUUACCAUGAUCGUGUACCUGCAUGGAGUUAGGUAGCCAAGAGUGUGCUGAAAGUCAUGCUACAAGAUCAAACUCCACAUUGUGGCAUCAUACAGGAGUUUUCAUUCAUUUCAGAUUUUUUACAAAUUAACUGAAUGACAUUACUCAAAAUUUGAUUUCCUUUGACAUUUUAUCUCAAUGAAAACUGUAAACCGGGGUAUCUGUCUUCUGCUCCACAGAAAGACUUUGUUGUGCGGGAACUGCGAGAGUUCAACAAGACAGUCAUGAAAAUGGUUGGUGAGGCGGCCUCGGCUUACCCGGAGAUACAGGAAGCUGUUUCUUUGUAUUUCUCUCAGGUAUCUUAUUAAAAACUUAUUUAUAGGACUUGAGCAGUUUGUAUCCAAUAAAUAGUGAUAAUUGAUCUCAAACAGGAUUUCAGACUACUUUUCAGUUCAGAAUAAAAUGAAGUUUUGAAGAUUCUUUUCAUUGCUGGUCCCUUCAAGUUCAAUUCUCCCAUGACUGGUGAAAUUUGAAAUUGUCUCCCAUGAUUAUUGAAAUCAUUAUCUCAUAUGCCUGUUCAAAAUUAAAAUUACUGUCUCUCUUUAGUAUUGAAGUAAUUAUCUUCUUUGUGCUUUUAAUUUUUUUUUUCCUUUCAUAAAAUUAAAAAAAAAAAAUGCUUGCUGCAUGCAUUUUGAAAGCGAGCUUUUUAAUAGAAUCUCUUUGUCUCAGGCCAACAUUCCCAUUGGUCAUCACGGUAGUGCCUCAGGAAGUGCCCGCAGUAGUCUGAGCAGUGUACGAAGCAAUAGUUCAACAGCACGUAGUGCUCCAACUGUAAACAUUGGUUUUGAUGGUGAGUUCUUUCAUUAUUUUUUGUUGGCUUGCAUCCUAAAUGCCAUUCAAAGUUGAAGAAGAUAGCAAAUAUAUCUCAUUUUCAUGGUGUCGGAAUUGAAAAUAUCACGAAUUUUAAAUUAUUCUUUGUUACAUGAUCAUGUGGCUAUUGAAAUGUGGAGCUAAAAGGAAGCUUUGUUAGACAGCAUUCAUAUUAUUUUUGGUUAACAUGAAUUAGUCAACUGUAAUGCUUUCAUUUUGCUUUAUAUUUUAGUGUGAAUUCCGAAGAAAAAGAAAAAAAAUAUUCUCUUGUACAGAGACUUAGACUGGCCCAUCACACCAGAUUUGGCUUUAGUAAAUUAGAAAACUCAAUACCAUAAAUUAAUAUUUAUUGGUAAAGCUAAAAGGUUUUCUGUAGUGUAUAUCCAAGGGAGAUAAUUUUUCAAUUCAAUUUCAAGGUAAGGUUGCAUAGCCUUUGGGGGCCUGUUUUGUAUUUCUACAAACAAAGCUGGGAUCUGAUAAAAGCUUACAUUGACAAAUUAAUUUCUUUUUUUCCAGCCGGCAGCACAGCCCACAGCUCAAUGUCCAGCAUAAAGAGCUCAAGAAGCACCAAAAGUCGAUCAUCUCGUUAAAAUGUCAGAACUUUAGCUUGCCAGUAAGCAGACAACCGUUUGUUUAAAAAGGGGGUUGGGGGAGGGGAAGAAGUGAAUUUUGUUUAGAGGCUAGCAAUGGAUUUGACAACUAGGGAUCAAAGUACGGUAUUGAUGGUAUUUUAAUUUAAUUUCAAAAUUAUGAGGUAGUAACACAUUGACCCGAUUAAAGCUAUUAAUGACUUUUCACAAAGGAUGUCCGUGGCUACAAUUGUUAAAUGGCCUGGUAUUCAGUCUAAGCAUUAAAAAAAAUAAUAUGUAGUUUACAUUUGAAGAUGAUAAGCUUUGAUUGUCCCUUAAGGAGUUUUGUGGUAACAUUAAAUGUGAUAAUUUAUUUUAUGACGAUGGCUGACAGAAAAUUGAAUCGCUCGCGUGUAGCCCAAGCCAUUAAAACUUUACUGAGGACGUAGGGGAAGCUAAAUGUGGAUGGAGCCUAGCGAUACCUAGUGUGGAUAUUGUUAAGAUAUUGUUUAUUUCUCUGUGUCUUUUCACCUGAUGUUUUUAGAGAAAGUAAUAAUUUUAUAUCAAUAAAUAACUAUUUCGGCUGUGAAAUUUACUUAAUUUAAAAAAAAAAAAACUUUAAUUAUGUUAAAACAUCCCAACUACACAUUCUGUCCAAAUGAGAAAAUAAGGGAUUUUUAUUAAUAUUUGUUUUAUUAUCAUUUUGUUUGCAACAAUUUAGAAUGUUAUCUGUUAAAAUUAAUUACUUUUCUGAAUCAACACUUUUGUUAUCAAGUUGUAAUCAUUCACUAACCAUAUAUUUCUUGACACAUCAUUAACUUUUGAAAAAAAUAAAUAAGUGCCAAUUAUUCAAUUCAGCAGUGGAUUUUCUUUUCACUAUUGGACAUUUAAAUUUAAAAAAUGGAAUAAAAAAAAAUUGUUAAAUUUAAAUGUGUUAUUCUAGAAGAGGUAACAGUUAAUUAAAAGUUCAGGAUUUAAAUUUAUUUCCUCUGUGUCAUUAUGUUAAUUAAAAUUAAAAGAAAUCCAUUUCAUUGUUUAUUUUUCCAUCCAUCAUUUAUAUUUUAGUAACUGGUGUGUACAUGCUCCCAAUCUGAGUAAUAUUUUUUUUUUGUUGGUUUAUCAGAAAAAAUAAAAAAACUGGAAACACUAUCAGAUUUUUGUGAAUUAUUGCUCAACAUCAUGUUAAAAAAAUGCUUUAUUGUUGGAAGGAAGGCUAUUGAGUGGCUAUUAUUAUAGGCUAUGUUAAAUAUUUAUUUUAAUAGGGGAAAAUAAAAAUAAUUUGUAUAGAGAUGAUUUUUUGAAAUUGCUGAAUCCCAUCAACCACUUUUGAAGUGUAUAUUUUUAACACAAUCAACGACAUUACAUUAAGACAUAAAAGGUGAAUUAAAAAAAUAUACUGCUUUUUGUUUAUCACACUUAAAUAAAUGUACAAACUGCCAAUUGUUAAAAAAAAUUCAAUUAGCUGUGUCUGAGUCAUAUCUUUCCUGCUUUAUUUAUUGAACACAAAUUAUCAAAUGCUGUGAUGCAAAAUGCUAUUAACUGUAGAACAAAUGCCAUUACUAUUAGUCCAGUAGAGAAAUGAGGGGAAAAGGGGAGGGGGGUUUCCAUCUAAGUCACUAAGAUUAAGAAAGAAGAAGGGGUUUUGUAUGUAAAAUGUGCAUUUUU